Messenger RNA from Schistocerca nitens (vagrant locust), 2211 nucleotides. RefSeq names its product caspase-1-like. Gene Ontology annotation, cellular component: cytoplasm. The transcript is spliced from 6 exons. Gene Ontology annotation, biological process: proteolysis; apoptotic process. Bases 139 to 1155 code for a protein of 338 amino acids. Lineage: Eukaryota; Metazoa; Arthropoda; Insecta; Orthoptera; Acrididae. The record is from RefSeq and is a predicted model, not a curated record.
GGCGGAUAGCGUCAGUGGUCAGUUUGUUAUACUGUGACUCGAUCGAGUUAAUAAUCAGCGUUUCGUUCUUUACUGGUCAAUUUAAGAUGGACAAUUUUAUGAACAGGCAGAAAAAUGCUAACUCACCAAGUGUAAGUGAUGGUCAGUCUAGGCCUAGUUUUAGUGAUAACAUGUAUGAAAAUGAAGGCAAAGGUAUUGUCGAGAGUCGUAGCAACAAAAAACGCUGUUCCAGGAAAAAAAUAUCGCAGUUAUCGUCCCUAUGAAACCAGCAACUUCCAUGGAUCAGUCAGAUACAAUAAGAUAAUGGCUAGCACAGACACGACGGAAACCCCUUCUUCUGACGCGGGGGAUGCUCAAGGAUUGCGUUACAAUGGUUCUCCAGCAUUAUUUGCAAGAAUGCCAGCAGAAAUUGAUGCAGUGUAUUAUAGAAUGUCUCACAAGAAAAGAGGGCUUGCGGUGAUUUUCAAUCAUGAAAAUUUUGAUAUUCAAAGUUUGAAGUCACGUGCAGGAACCAAAGUAGACCGUAACAACCUCAGCGAGUCUCUCUCGAAACUUGGAUUUGAGGUCAAAGUAUAUGAUGAUCUCACAUACAAGUCUGUCAAAGAAAUUGUUGAAGAAGCUGCACGCUAUGACCAUAAUGAAUGUGACUGCUUUGUCAUGGCUGUGCUGUCACAUGGAGAGAUGGGCAUUUUGUAUGCCAAGGACACAGCAUACAAGCCUGAGUUUCUCUGGACACAUUUCACUGCAGAUAGGUGUCCCAGCUUAGCUGGAAAACCAAAAUUAUUCUUCAUUCAGGCAUGCCAGGGUGACAAGUUAGAUGGCGGGAUUACACUGAGAACGGAAACAGAUGGUGCCCCACUUUCAUAUAGGAUUCCAACGCAAGCAGACUUCCUGAUAGCAUAUUCGACAGUUCCAGGAUACUACUCAUGGCGCAACACUACCUACGGCUCAUGGUUCAUGCAGGCCCUCUGCUGGGAACUCCAGAGUCGAGGAACGAAACUUGAUAUUCUGACACUGUUGACAUUUGUGUGUCAGCGUGUUGCAAUAGACUUCGAAUCCAAUACACCUAAUAAUGAGGUUAUGCAUAGGCAGAAGCAAAUACCGUGCAUCACAACAAUGCUGACAAGAUUAUUGCGUUUUGAGGAGAAGAAGUAAUAUAGCUUUAGUUAUAGAAUUUGUGUUUGUAAAAAAUUUUUUUUUUUUGUGAUGCAGAGAUGCAGCAAAUGCUGUAACAGUUCCAGGUUUGAUGAUGUGUAAGAAAUUGCACAUUAAAAAGUGCAAACUGUCAGUUUCAUUAUUUUGAGAAUAGAGGGAAUUUUUGCCCGUAUAUUUUUUAUACAAUAGCCUUUUUUUUUUAAAAAAAAAAAGAAAUUGUAAAAACAUGAAUUUACAAAUUGGCUACAAUAGUUUGUAUGGUAAGGAAAUAUUGUUGGUGUUAACACUUACCAGAGUACUUUAAAUUUGAGCCUUUUUUCUGUGGAAAGUAUUUCAUCCAUGCAUCUCCUCGUUUGUUUAUCACAUUAGUGAAACUUUCAUGCUUCUAUCACAAUAUUUGGUACUUUUCCUAUGAAACAAAGAAAAUGUACUGGAUAGUAUGGAAAGAAACAGGCCAUGAAAAAAUGUUACAGUAUUGCAUAUUCUGGAGCCCGAAGAUUUCAUAAUCUUAUUGACUACUGUAAAAGUUCCUGCAGUUUGUCAUUUUUGUUCCAAUUACCUGUGUUGGAAUGUUGGUAAUUAGAAUACAGACUGCCUCAUUCAGCAACACACACUUUUAGUUGUGAUUUAUGCUCUGUAAAAUGCUCAAACUUUGAAAUGUAUGUGUAUUUAUUGGUACUGGUUGUGACGUAUCACGUAAUUCACUAAACAUGUUCCCAGUAGUGUUUGUAUGCUGUUCUCGAUCAUAUUUAGUUUAUCUCCUUUUAAUAUAAUUGUGUGUGAACAAAAAAACUUUUGUUUCAAACACACAGCUAAUUGUUUUCUCACUUUUUUGUUUUUAGUAAUACCAUUCACAAUUAACUGGUUUAUUUUAAGUAAUAUGAUACAAUGUGAUAUAAAAGUACAAAAAAUACAGUUGUGGUGCCUUUGGAAAUAUCUAUAGAACAGUGUGUUUGUAUAUUUAUUUUUUCAUACUUAACUAAAUAAAAACUGUGAAUAAAUUAUUGUGCAUACUUUUUAACUCUUUUUUAAUAGAUUUCUAGUGCUUAAUGUCCG